AUAGCCAUUAUACCAAUUAUCCCACUCAAAAGAACAAAGAAAAAAAAAUCAAGAAUUAAUUAGGUCAUUAAAAGAGAUAAAAAGGUAAUAUCCGAGUACUGUUUUUGCAAUUUCUGGAAGAGAGAGAGAGAGAUGGAGAAUAAUGAUAUUUUGGAGGCGUUGGUGGAACCGGCGGCGAAGAAGCAUGAGGUUAGCGACGAGCUGGAGAAGAUAUUAUCGGACACAGAAUUGAGUUAUAUGGUUCGAAUCCGGCGAGCCUCUUGGAUUGAGCUCAAGCUUUUGAGUUACCUGGCGGCUCCGGCGGUGUUCGUUUACAUGAUCAAUAACUUUAUGUCUAUGUCCACUCGCAUCUUCUCCGGCCACCUCGGCAACCUUCAACUCGCCGCUGCCUCUCUCGGCAACAUUGGAGUUCAAACUUUUGCUUACGGUCUCAUGUUGGGACUGGGGAGUGCGGUGGAGACACUAUGCGGACAAGCAUACGGUGCAAGAAAAUUCGAAAUGUUAGGAAUUUACUUACAGAGAUCAACCAUCUUACUAACAAUGGUAGCUUUUCUCUUAACUCUUCUCUACAUUUUCUCAAAACCCAUCUUAUUAUUCUUAGGAGAAUCCCCAGAAAUAGCUUCCUCCGCCGCCAUUUUCGUGUACGGAUUAAUCCCUCAGAUCUUCGCCUACGCCAUCAACUUCCCAAUCCAAAAAUUCCUUCAAUCCCAAAGCGUAGUGCUGCCAAGUGCUUACAUUUCCGCCGCCACAUUGGUGGUUCAUUUGCUGCUGAGUUGGGUUGCGGCUUAUAAACUUGGGCUGGGCCUUUUCGGGGCCUCGGCGGUGCUCAGCCUGUCCUGGUGGAUCAUUGUGACGGCCCAAUUUGUUUACAUUCUGAAAAGUGGUAGGUUUAAGCAGACUUGGAGAGGGUUUAGUGGGCUGGCUUUUUCAGGGCUGCCGGAGUUUUUCAAGUUGUCGGCGGCGUCCGCUAUAAUGCUUUGUUUGGAAACUUGGUAUUUUCAGAUUUUGGUUUUGGUUGCUGGAUUGCUUGAAAAUCCUGAGUUGGCUCUCAAUUCUCUCUCCAUAUGUAUGACAAUUAAUGGAUUGGCAUUCAUGAUUUCUGUGGGCUUCAAUGCAGCUGCUAGUGUGAGAGUUGGAAAUGAACUAGGACAUGGGCAUCCAAAAUCGGCAGCAUUUUCAGUGGUGGUGAUCAUUGUAAUUUCCACCAUCAUUUCUUUACUCAUCGCCUCAAUAGUCCUUGCUCUGCGUAAUGUCAUUAGCCAUGUUUUCACCGAAGGCGCCACCGUCGCCGCUGCCGUUUCUGAUCUUUGCCCUUUUCUUGCUAUCACUCUCCUUCUCAAUGGAAUUCAACCUGUUUUAUCAGGUGUUGCCGUGGGAUGCGGAUGGCAAUCUUUUGUUGCGUGGGUGAAUGUGUGCUGCUAUUACAUGGUUGGAUUGCCUUUGGGAUUUCUACUAGGCUUCUACUUUAAACUUGGAGCCAAGGGCAUAUGGUUAGGGAUGCUUAGUGGCACAACAAUGCAAACAUGCAUUUUGUUGUGGGUGACAUUUCGUGCUGAUUGGAAUAAAGAGGUAGAAGAAGCAAUGAAAAGGUUAAAUAAAUGGAAUGACACAAGCAAGGCCGUGAAGAGGAUAAAAGUAGAAGAAUUAAAGUGAUAGCCUUAUGCAACCGCUUUGUGAUGAAUUCAAUAAGAAUGUGCAUCAUGUAUGUGAACUUUAUCAAGAUUUUUUUUUUCUGAGUUGAUGUAGGACAAAAUUUUAAUGUCCUAUGUAUUAUGUUUUAAUCACUUAAACAAUAUUGAAGUUGAAUAAAUUAAAUCUCAAUUGAAUUAGUA
Molecule: messenger RNA, 1832 nt
Organism: Benincasa hispida (wax gourd)
Lineage: Eukaryota; Viridiplantae; Streptophyta; Magnoliopsida; Cucurbitales; Cucurbitaceae
Product: protein DETOXIFICATION 40-like
Biological process (GO): xenobiotic detoxification by transmembrane export across the plasma membrane
Cellular component (GO): membrane
Molecular function (GO): xenobiotic transmembrane transporter activity; antiporter activity
Source: RefSeq, a predicted model, not a curated record